Blepharisma stoltei is the source of this 258-nucleotide messenger RNA. NCBI's taxonomy places the organism in Eukaryota, Ciliophora, Heterotrichea, Heterotrichida, Blepharismidae. The record is from the annotation of a GenBank genome assembly.
AUGACUUGUCCAUGCCCAGGGCUACGAAUUUCUCCACGAAGAGCAUUAAAACAUAAAUGUUUUUCAAAAUAUUUCCCAAGAAAAAAACCAUUUAAUCAGUCUAUAAGCAUGUUUGAGUGCAAAAGCUCAAGAAAAGACUUAAUAACUCUUUCAGCAUCUUUGGAGAUUUUGCAAGCUAAAACUAUUGUCCUAAAAACAAAUUUUAUGCCCAUGAAGAAAGUUGAUGAACUAAGAAGAAAACUUAUGAAAUUAAUAUAA